This is a messenger RNA of Lagopus muta (rock ptarmigan), 1872 nucleotides long. Its product is annotated as endothelin receptor type B-like. Gene Ontology annotation, biological process: regulation of blood pressure; enteric nervous system development; vasoconstriction. Gene Ontology annotation, molecular function: endothelin receptor activity. Lineage: Eukaryota; Metazoa; Chordata; Aves; Galliformes; Phasianidae. The transcript has 9 exons. The coding region runs from base 16 to 1416 and encodes 466 amino acids. The record is from RefSeq and is a predicted model, not a curated record. Gene Ontology annotation, cellular component: membrane.
GGCAGAAGCAGCAGGAUGAAACUGAGGAAAGGAUCAGACCAAGACCCAAACAAAGACAUCCCAAAAGUCCUGCAUUCUGCAGCCAGCUUUGUCCUUCGGUCCUCAACGGUGAGAAUCUCAGCUCCCACUACUCUGGCCAUCCUCCUGACUUGCCUCUUCUCUGGGGCACAUGGCCAGACCCCAGAGGCUUUCCAGGCAAGCUCCAUUCCCUUCAAGGCACUCAGCCAGGAGCAGGCUUACAGCCUGCUGCAGCCCAGCCUGUUCAAGGAUGCCAAGGCACCCAACUACUCAGAAAGUCUCCCCAAGAGCAGCGGGUCGGAGCCACCCCUGCUGCCUGUCUGUGUGAAGCCUGCAGAUAUCAGGCACAUCUUCAAGUAUAUCAACACCAUCGUGUCCUGCACCAUCUUCAUAGUAGGGAUCAUUGGGAACUCCACACUCCUGAGGAUCAUAUACAAGAACAAGUGCAUGAGGAAUGGGCCGAAUGUUCUCAUUGCUAGCUUGGCACUUGGAGACCUUCUCUACAUCCUCAUUGCUCUGCCCAUCAAUGUCUAUAAGCUCUUGGCAAAGGACUGGCCCUUCGGUGUGCAGGUGUGCAAGCUGGUCCCCUUCAUCCAGAAGGCUUCAGUGGGCAUCACGGUCCUCAGCCUUUGUGCUCUCAGCAUCGACAGGUAUCGAGCAGUGGCCUCCUGGAGUCGGAUCCAGGGCAUAGGAAUCCCCAUGUGGAAGGCGGUGGAGGUGACGCUGAUCUGGGCAGUGGCCAUUGUGCUUGCAGUCCCUGAAGCCAUAGCCUUUGACAUGGUAGAGAUCAACUACUGGGACCAAGACCUGUGGGUGUGCAUGCUUGCCUCCGAACAGAAAUCCAGCUUCAUGAUGUUCUAUCGUGACGUGAAGGACUGGUGGCUUUUCGGCUUCUACUUCUGCCUCCCCUUGGUAUGCACUGGCAUCUUCUACAGCCUCAUGUCAUGUGAAAUGCUGAGCAAGAGAAAUGGCAUGAGAAUCGCUCUGAAUGACCACAUGAAACGGCGUCGGGAGGUGGCCAAGACUGUCUUCUGCCUGGUGGUGAUCUUUGCGCUCUGCUGGCUGCCGCUCCACCUCAGCCGCAUCCUCAAAAAGACCAUCUAUGAUCAGACAGACCCCAACAGAUGUGAACUGCUCAGUUUCCUCCUCGUCAUGGAUUACUUUGGGAUCAACAUGGCCUCUCUCAACUCCUGCAUCAACCCUGUGGCUCUCUACUUUGUCAGCCGAAAAUUCAAGAACUGCUUCCAGUCCUGCCUGUGCUGCUGGUGCCAGAGACCUGCUCUGAGCAUCACACCGACAGAUGAGAAGGGCUCUGUGGGGAAGUGGAAAGCCAAUGGGCAGGAGCUUGGACUGGACCGGAGCAGCUCCCGCUUGAGCAACAAGUACAGCUCUUCCUAAAGCAGAGAGGAGAAGGCACUGUGACAAGAUGGAAAUUUGUUCCAGGCUCUCCACUCAGGGAUGGCAUUCACCCUGCCUAUGUAUGGCACGAGAAGGUGACUGAAUGCAUGAGACAGCACAGCUUAGGAGUCCAGGUGUCCUCAGCAGAAGCCGGUGGCAGCAUCCAGCCAAACCACCUGCUUCAAAUACCUCCUCCCCAGUUUCUGGAAGCCCAGCACUUCUUGGGCACGGCUCUGUGACACCAAGGUUCAGGCUAUUUGUAAGGAGGAUGCAGAUUCUGUUCCUCAGGGUCAAGCUAAGGUGGAAAAUACAAUGGGGAAGACCUGAUUUCAGCUGAAGUUGCUGUUGAAACUAACCAGAAUAUGGCAAAGAGCCCUCGCAAACUUACAAUUUAAAGUGAUUAGACCCCAAAUGCCUUCUCCAGCAUGACUUUCUAAAAAUCAUGCUUGCACCCCC